GGGGAGAGUUAGAAGCCUUAAAUGUGUUGUGAGGGCACCGAGCUGUCAGACCUUUUGGCGAGUAAGAUUGAUCGCGCACAGGCUUCCAGGACUCUUUGUUUGGUAUAUAAGCAACAAACUGAGAGAGGCCUACCACUUCUCUUCUUCCCCUCUCUCACUCGCCAAGCCAUAUAUUUUAAAAAUGGAAUUACAGAGACUGCUUAACGAAAAAAUUCCCAAUUGAGGCUUCCCCGGAUCAUUGGAGGUUAUAGUCCCAUCCCAUAACGAAAACUAUUUACAUAGUAUAAUGAUGCAAAUUGAUUCAUUGUAAAUGGACGAUUUUAAAGGUGAUGUUUUUUUUUUAAAUUACAAUUUCACGCAGAAUAGAUAAUGGAAAUAUGGGAGAUGUUUUUCUCAGCAUUGCAGCUACUGUCCUCCCUGUAAACCAGGCAAGCAAUAUUACUCACUAGGAUAGUAUUCAAAAGCUCACAAUUAUUGAACCUUUUUAAUCGAAAAAUGAAGUUAUUAACAAUCCAUAAAGAAAGACAUCUUGUUUGUUUAGCAUAGUGUGUUUAUUGUGCACAUCCAUCAGCGCUCAUGCCCUCGUUGUUAAAUCUGUACCUUUUUGUGUAACAAACGAAAGACGCAUGUGCGUUAAUACAUCUAAAGAGGCCAGAUUAAUACCACAUAAAAGAAUUUCUAUGACUGCGCAUGCAUUGAGUACAUGUGUGUGGUGGGUCUUUUCUUCUUUCUUUUUUUUUUUUUUUGUACAAGUUUCUGGGCCUGAGCUGUAAAUGUUUAACAGCUGUUAUAGGAUGAAAAGGUCUGGACGUGUCAUACUCGUCAGUAUUAACUUAAUGGAUGGGCUUUUUAUUGCUACACAUGUCGAUGGGUGCAGUGCAUAUUUCAUUAUUAUGCAUCUUUGAAGAAUCACUUUUAUUAUUGAGUCCACAUUCAGGGCACAUAUACUGGAUCAUUGGGGGUUGUCUCUGUCGAGUUCAGGCUCAAUAUCAGUUUUUGGCUUAUAUAUAUAUAUAUAUUUUACCUCUGUAGCCUGACUCUUGCCUAUAUGAAUAGCCACUGACGUGAAAUGUGUGUGUGUGUCAGUGUGUGUCGGUGUGUAUGUGGUGGGGGCGUUCUCGACUGACAUGCUCAAACAAUACGAGAAAGAGGAGUGCACGAAUCCGCGCACCCUGAGCUGGUCUCCUUCGCCGUAAUAGUGAGCGUCAGCCAUUCUUAAAAAACACAUUUUGUAGCUUAGUGGACUGGACUAGAAGGGCGAGGGGAGGAUAAACUGAGCGGAUAAAGAUGUAAAUAAAAACAGUCGUCCCCCCCAGCUGAUCGAGGCGUUUUUGGAUCAAUCAGGCAGACAGUGGCUCCUUUUGAUUAAACCCCAAAUUGUCAUUGGGCAGGGGUAAUCAUGUGACAGGCAAUUCGGUCCAAUUUCAACCUUGUCUCCAUGAAUUCAAUAGUUUAAUACUAGCUCGGUCCCCACGCGGCCGUAAUCAGUGAUAUAGCAUGCAAACACCACCAGGAUAUUUUUUUUAAUGACUUUUUCUUUUUCGUCCUCGCUGAGCCGCAACAAUUCUAAAAAUACGCGUGCAAACUUUCCAAGGCUCUCAGGGAGCGGAGAUGAAUUACGAAUUCGAGCGAGAGAGCGGUUUUAUCAAUAGUCAGCCAUCGCUUGCUGAGUGCCUGACAUCUUUCCCCCCUGUCGCUGAUUCAUUUCAAAGUUCAUCAAUCAAGAGCUCGACGCUUUCACGCCCGACACUGAUUCCUCCUCCCUUUGAGCAGACCAUUCCUAGCUUGAAUCCGGGCGGCCAUCCGCGGCACGGCCGGCCAAGGCACAGCCCCGACGGAUGCAGCCCGCUGCCCACCGCCUCCUUACCCCCGGAGUACCCCUGGAUGCGGGAGAAGAAAGCCUCCAAGAGGAACCACCUGCCGACCUCCAGCGCCACCACCCUUUCCAAUGGGCCCGAGUGCUCGUUUUCUCCAAAAGGCUCGCCCGAGAUCGUGGAGAGCAGCGGGGGAGGUGGGGGCUCCCGUCGGCUGAGGACGGCGUACACCAACACGCAGCUGCUGGAGCUGGAGAAGGAGUUCCACUUCAACAAGUAUCUGUGCCGGCCGAGGCGGGUGGAAAUAGCGGCCCUGCUGGACCUGACCGAGAGGCAGGUCAAAGUGUGGUUCCAAAACCGGCGCAUGAAGCACAAGCGCCAGACGCAGACCAAGGAGAACCACAACGGGGAGGAGAAGGGCCAGGGCGCCGAGGAUGGAAUCCACAGCGACGAGGAGGACGAGGGGCCCCUGUACGAGCGGAGCGGGGCCCUGCUGGAGAGAGAUACCUGCUCCUUUCAGAACAACUCUCUAAGCUCUAUACAGCAGCUCCACAAUGGCGAGUCCAUGAUCUUUGCUGCUGCGCCGCUGAACAGCAAUGACAAAAAUCUGAAACAUUUCCCCAACCCGUCACCCACUGUUCCGGGCUGCAUGUCAACAAUGGGCCCAGGCUCGGCAUCUGGCCCGGACAAUGGAGACAGUCCCCCGGCCCUGGAGGUUUCUAUACACGAUUUUCAACCUUUCUCCUCGGAUUCCUGCCUACAGCUCUCCGAUGCAGCCUCGCCGAGUUUAUCGGAGUCCCUGGACAGCCCCGUGGACAUUUCUGCGGACAACUUCUAUUUUUUCUCGGAGUCCCUAACUACAAUCGACCUGCAGCAUCUAAACUAUUAACUGAAAUCAAUCAAGUUCUUAUCUUUCCUUUGGACACUAAACAUCAGGUUGCGAUGGUAUUAACUGUGUUGUUAUUUGUACAUUCGGAACAUGUAUUCUGUUGGUAUUUGAUUUGACGAUUAAUACAAGGUAAGGAUGACAGGAAAUCACUGAAAAAGCUCUACUCACAUAUGGCUUGUAAUUUACAGCAAAUUGUUCUCUUGGAAUGAAAAUUAUUGAGUGUUUGUGAAUAGUUUCACAAUAUUAGACCUAUGAGACCUGGUCUUUUUAUUUUUGUAUAGCUUCCAAUGUCUUGGAUAUUUUGUUAGAAUACAAUUAACUU
Pungitius pungitius (ninespine stickleback) is the source of this 3025-nucleotide messenger RNA. RefSeq names its product homeobox protein Hox-A2a. The record is from RefSeq and is a predicted model, not a curated record. NCBI's taxonomy places the organism in Eukaryota, Metazoa, Chordata, Actinopteri, Perciformes, Gasterosteidae. Gene Ontology annotation, biological process: regulation of transcription by RNA polymerase II. The transcript has 2 exons. Gene Ontology annotation, molecular function: RNA polymerase II cis-regulatory region sequence-specific DNA binding; DNA-binding transcription factor activity, RNA polymerase II-specific. Gene Ontology annotation, cellular component: nucleus. The coding region runs from base 1612 to 2703 and encodes 363 amino acids.